This is a messenger RNA of Phragmites australis (common reed), 919 nucleotides long. Its product is annotated as GATA transcription factor 19-like. The transcript is spliced from 5 exons. NCBI's taxonomy places the organism in Eukaryota, Viridiplantae, Streptophyta, Magnoliopsida, Poales, Poaceae. The record is from RefSeq and is a predicted model, not a curated record. Gene Ontology annotation, molecular function: protein binding; zinc ion binding; sequence-specific DNA binding. Gene Ontology annotation, biological process: regulation of DNA-templated transcription. The coding region runs from base 29 to 694 and encodes 221 amino acids.
CUUUGUCUCAUAUGUGCAGAGUUCAACUAUGGCUGCUAGAAGGUUUGCUUCCUUAACGAGAUUCCGCGAGAAGAGAAGGGAAAAAUGUUUCGAUAAAAGAAUAAGAUAUAGUGUGCACAAGGAGGUUGCCCAAAACGUAAAGGCCAAUUUGCUGGGAGGUCAGAUUUUGAUGAUGGUGGCUGUUCUUCUGUGGCUUUGGCCUCUCCAGCUAACGGCGAGGAUGAUCAUUUUCGAGAAACCCAGUGAGUUAGUUGUCAUGUGUGUCAACUAUCAACUGUGUGACUGUGUGUAUGUGCAAAUCGUGUUACAUCAGCUUCAUAUGCAGAAGGCUGCUGCCUUUUUGUAUAGACUAAUGUUGGCCUGCUUUGCUAGUUGCCAAAAUUGUGGCAUCAGCUCAAGUCUUACUCCAGCAAUGCGUCGGGGCCCAGCUGGUCCAAGGUCCCUCUGUAAUGCUUGUGGCCUAAUGUGGGCAAAUAAGGGUACUCUAAGAAGUCCUCUGAAUGCCCCCAAAAUGACUCUGCAGCAUCCUGCCAAUCCGAGCAAAAUGGGAGAUACAGAUGACAAAAACUCAAUUGUGCUUCCUGCAAAGCAUAUUCAAGCUGCAGUCAAAACUGACUCUGAGAUGACGCCAGAACAGGAGCAGAAGCUAGACAUGCACCCACCAACAGAAGAAGAUAUCAAGGCAGUUUCAUGACAAGUACUUAAAUAUGUGUAUAUAAAUUGAGACAUAGGUUUCUGUCAGAAACUCCUGACUUUAGGAUAACAUAUAAGUUGGAGAAUCAGAAACUAACAAAAGCAGUUGCAUUGCACCAAAAAAAAAACGCAUGCAAUUGGGCUGCCACAUUUAUUUCCUCCAUGUACCCUAUUCAUAUUGUAUGAUUUUAUCGCAGACAGCAAAUCAAUCUUUUUUACCCUGUUU